AUGGGAACCGCCGGUAAAGCUUUCGAAGCCCUUCAAGCAGGCAGGAAAGCUAUUAAGCAAGGCCGUGAAUAUCAUGGCAAAGGACAGGAAAUUCUCAAAGGGGCUCGGGAGGUUCAUGGUAAAUUCCAGGAAGUUAACAAAACUGCUCAAAGCUUUGGCAUAGAUCUAUCAAAAGACGCAUCGAAUAUACACAAUAAUCGUGGUCAGUUCAAAAAAGGAGCUAAAGGCUACGCACGAGGUUGUUUCUGUGGAUUCUGGACCAUACUCAAGUCUCAAGCUAAGAAGUGUAUUACAUAUGUGCUCUCUCUUCUGGUCUUUGCUUUCAUCGCCAUCGGUCUUGUUUGUUUCCUCAUCGCUGUACUUUCGCAUCAUCCACAUUUGCAACUCCUUACAUUAACGACAAAGGAAAUGGUGGUUAAUCAUACUGCGAAAGGAGGAAAUGUCACAAGAGUAAAGGAGAUCGUGGAUUAUAAGAUCUAUCUCUUGCAUUAUUGUGUCACUGGUCUUACUACGGAAGUUGAGGAGAUGUUUCAGAUAACAAACGGCUGUCAUCACUCAAAGCAAGCAUUGUACGAAUACAUACUACCCAUCCUCAGUUCUACCAUCACACCCCCACUUGCUAUUAAGGACAUUCCAGGCACCACGGAGAUUCAGAGUCUCUUUAAACACUAUGGAUACUUUUCUUUCUGCCUAUAUAUCCUUGACACCAUUCUACUGCCUAUUGUUGCAGUUGUAUUUAUCUGGUGGUUCAUUAGUACCUUAACGCCCUGGAAGCGUACCUUCAGGCUUGUUCUCUGCUUCUUCAUAUCCACUCUCCUCGCACCUGCAGUCCUUCAAACACUCCUCAUCUACCGUGUCGUCCACAUCCUCAAACAUGACAUCGACUUCACCAAAUCCUACCUCGAUAUCAGCAUUAAACACGGAUUCCUCUACAUGAUCCUCGCCCACUUCUUCUGGUGUACAUUGCUUUUCAACCUCAUCCUUUUCCGUCUCAUAGACUGGCUUCGAAAUAAGAGAAAAACGAGAAAACUUGGCCAGACUCAAGCUUCCUACCAGGCUCAAAAUAGUCAAAACUCUUCUGGUUUUCACGAGGGAAAUGAUGGGGUUGAUAAUACUUCAUAUGAUACUCAAUCUUUUGAGAUGAAGAAAAUGCCACCUCCAAAGGAUUCAAAAGAUAUAACGAGUAUUGCGCGAAAGCCAAUGGGGUUGCAGUAUGAUAAUGUCGACAUGAAUUACGGUAAUGGUGAUUUGGGAGAAGAAAACCUGAGGCGUAAUAUUGAUUUCAUUCAUGAGAAUCGGAAAGAAUAA
Molecule: messenger RNA, 1308 nt
Organism: Botrytis sinoallii
Lineage: Eukaryota; Fungi; Ascomycota; Leotiomycetes; Helotiales; Sclerotiniaceae
Exons: 3
Coding region: 1-1308 (435 amino acids)
Source: RefSeq, a predicted model, not a curated record